AUGUAUAAUCACCAACGACUGAGGGUUAAAGCGUUAGUGAUGCCGUCGCAUUGGAGUAAACAACUUUACGAUGAUAUUGGUUUCAUUGUAACCACUGGGUCGGUAAAGUAUUGGGAAUCUAUACAACCCAUAGACGUAGAGAGAACAGAUAGUUCUUUCAAAUGGUUUAAAGAACUGAAAUUCGAGGAAUUCGAAAAUAAAGUUGUUGGAUACGCCUUCACAAAGUCACUAGAAAAUAUACCAAUUUGGUUACGCACCAUAGAUUUGGUAGAAUUGGAUGUAGCUGUUGGCUUGGAUUUGUGUCAUAAAAUAUUAUCAUACAAUAACUUAAUAAACGCCUUCCAAGUGCCUUGCUAUCAUUCAUGUACAUUCGCUAUGUUCGAAGCGGGCCAUGAGUUAUGCAGAAAAUACCACGGCGUCGAAGGCGGCGCUUUAAUUAAUAAACGUAGUAAUGUUUUGAUAGGUAUAGCGACUUGGGGCGCUUAUUUCAAAGAUUACGAGUUACCAGUCGGUUUUUCCGUUCCUAAUUCUAAUAGAUUUCAUAAUGACUACGAAUGCGCUCAGAAUAUAAGAAAUCACACUGGUCCCGCUGUUAUGGGAACUUAUCCUUCAUUAUGCGCCGAUCCAGUAAAUUUUAAUCAUGAAGAAAAGGGAACUAAUAAUAAUGGGGCUCAGUGA
This is a messenger RNA of Danaus chrysippus (African queen), 678 nucleotides long. The record is from the annotation of a GenBank genome assembly. Lineage: Eukaryota; Metazoa; Arthropoda; Insecta; Lepidoptera; Nymphalidae.